Messenger RNA from Daldinia caldariorum, 2630 nucleotides. RefSeq lists its product as uncharacterized. The transcript is spliced from 3 exons. The record is from RefSeq and is a predicted model, not a curated record. The coding region runs from base 161 to 2455 and encodes 764 amino acids. Gene Ontology annotation, molecular function: N,N-dimethylaniline monooxygenase activity; NADP binding; flavin adenine dinucleotide binding. Lineage: Eukaryota; Fungi; Ascomycota; Sordariomycetes; Xylariales; Hypoxylaceae.
AUUUUACGAAAUCAUAAUAUUAGGUUUGGAGAUUCAACGUAAGACUUUGAAAACCGCAACCUAUUGUGUUCAUUUAUCCCGAUCAUCUCUCCGACACCGACUGCCAUCAAUCCCCAUCCGAUCCCUCCACAUAUCCCGGACCCUGGUUCGGGCCCGGAUCAUGACGAAAACUAUCUGUAUCGUCGGCGCUGGGCCUUCUGGUCUCGUAGCAGCGAAGACCUUAUUACAUGACACACCUGAGGAUUCAUUCAAGGUCACCAUCUUCGAAGCCCAGCCCCGAAUCGGCGGGCUGUGGCCUACGAAAAAGAAUGAUGUUGGCGGCCUCGUGCAUCCGCUCAUGGUAACCAACCAGAGCAGGCAUACAGUCCAGUUCAGUAACUUUUCCUGGCCAGACUCCGUUCCACAAUUCCCCAAGGCGUGGCAAGUCGGACAAUAUUUAGAACGAUACAUCGAUGAGUAUAGCGGUGCUGAUAUACGGCUUGGGUAUAAAGUUGUGAAAACCGAUUUACAAGACGAUGGUUCGUGGAAAGUGGAAGUUGAGUCGGAUGGAAGAUUUGAAACGGCGACAUUCGACUAUUUACUCGUCAGUACAGGAUUCUUUGGGAAGCCGAUAUGGCCGGAUUACGUUCCGAAAGGGGCGGAUGUGCCUAUAAUCCAUAGCAGCGAGUACCGAGACCUCCAGAGUCUCCUAGCAAAGUCAAGUCGUGGUGGUGGUAAGAUUCUCAUCGUCGGCGGACAAAUGUCUGGAAUUGAGACCGCGGCAACCAUCGCGACUCAUCUUUCAUCUGCUACCCACUCACCUGGAAAGAAGACAAUACAGGAGCCCGAGAGUUACUCCAUACAUCAUAUCGCCCAUCGACCUUCAUGGGUAUUUCCGUUAUUUACAUCUCCAAAGCCGGCUGCAUCAGCACCGCCAUUUCUACCAUGCGAUUUACCCUCAUACAACUUAGCUAAUCGGCCACACCCUCUAACAAACAGCCAAGGGCAUAUAAGCGUUGAGGCGGCACGCACCUUGAACGCGAUCUGCCAAUCAACAUUGGGCACAGAUCAGGGUGAAUUCUCGCCCGAGACCAAGAUAGAUAAUGAUCUACUUGAUCAACAACCUUUCGUGGCUAUGAGUUCUUACUAUGCGAACCUCGUGCAAUCAGGGCUCAUCAAAGUCAUCAAUGGCAGACUCUUAUCCUUCGACGAGAAUGUAGCCACUAUCUCUCCAUCGAACAAGAAAAUCUCUAAUAUUGCCGCUAUAGUCCUUGCGACGGGUUUCGACCCCUCUCCGGCCCUUUCUUUUCUUCCACCAUCUGUCCUUGAGAUAAUUUCUCAUUCCGCUAUCCACGUAAACCUACCUCUGGCGCUCGCUUUCCAUGGGACGCAUCACCCAUCGCUACCUACUCUAGGCUUUGUGGGCUUGUACCGUUCACCUUACUGGGGUAUUAUGGAGAUGCAGGCUCGAUUUGUUGCACGCUUAUGGACGUCAAACACUCUUCAGUCCCAGUCCGCAGCCUUUUGCCAAGCUCUUGCGGAGGACGACACUAUUGCGCGUACACUAGCCUUACGCACCGAUCCACGCGUUUCGCAGUUCCCUAUGGGCGACUACUCCUUUCUAAUGCAGGAGUUUGCACGUGCUCUUGACAUUACCAUUACUCCUCCGUUGGGAAGCACCCCGCCGCUCGCCACAGGGAAGUCCAUGGACAUUCUAACGCCGGCUCGAUACCCUUCCCUCUCAGCAGCAACCGCUCGAAACCCCCGGGCUGUGGAGCAUACAAGAGCAAAUCUACUUGCGACUUAUGAAACAGCGCUGGCGGGACUUUCAGGUGGCCGAUUUGUUGCUGGCGCCGUCUUCCGCUCGCUCCUCGGUGAGUGGCGGCUCGAUAGGACGCUUUCUUCACGACUACCGUCGCAUCCAAGUGGGCGAUUCUCUGGAACAGCACAGUUCCUACUGCGGGAGGGAACCGGGGAUGGGAUAUCUCCGGCGCUCGUGUCCAAGGCGAAUUCGGAUUCGGGACAAGGUCUCGGGCUUGAGUACUUGUACAUCGAGGAUGGCACGUUCACGGCGCAAGAUAACCCGAAGUUAUCGUUUAGAGCUACCAGGCGGUAUAUAUGGCGGUACGACGAGGCGCGCGAUGUGCUGAGCGUAUGGUUUGCGCGGACGGAUGAGCAGGAUCGUGCAGAUUACCUGUUUCACGAAGUAGAGUUUUUACCCCCAGUUGAAGAUGCGGAGAUGCUAGUCGAGGGUCAGGCGACACCCCUAACUAUAGGCGCUGCGAUAGAGGAAAAGCAACAGGCCAAGACAAAGAAGGGCUGGGUAGCGAAGGCAAGCCAUCUGUGCAUCGACGACUUGUACAAUGUGCAUUACGAGUUUAACUUCAAUGCCGUGAACUUGAAGGAGUGGACGCUGGGAUACGCCGUUAACGGCCCUAAGAAGGACUAUACAAUCAAUGGGGUUUAUAGAAGAUAGGACGCCGGCUCUAGAUACCUCAUAUAGUUUAAACAUCUAACCCCAGGCAAGCGAAAGGCGUAGGGGAUAGGAAUUUUAAUAUCUCGGUUAACUGAGGGAAUAAGGGAAUAGUAUAACUCGCAUCGAGUCUGAGGUCUUAUAGACCAAGGGUUUAUGGUAGCGUCUAUCGUAGGUA